AGGACAGCCAUGGCGUUGAUGUGGAUAAUUUUGUUAAUACUUAGAUUGUUAUGCUCCAGUUCCCAGGAGAUUUAUUUAAAUGAAAGGAAUGAUUGCAGCAAUAGUGAAAACAUACUGAGUGGACUUCAAACCGUUCUCAUUAAGCAAGGAGAGCUCCAACGUGAAAUAGAUCAGCAACGGCAAUAUAACAUAGAAAUCCGAGAAUUAAUGAGCAACCUCACGUUAGUAAGCCAGCUCCAAUAUGAUAUAAAUCAACUACGACGGGAAAACAUGGAAAUUAGGGACUUGCUGAGCAAUCUAAGUUUAAACAGUUUGAAAGUAAAUGUAGACUGCAAGGACCUCUUUAUAAAUGGAUAUACACGAUCUGGAGUGUAUGGUAUAAAUCCGUUCCGUAACGAGACUCAGAUCAAAGUAUUCCGUGACAUGGAUGUUAUAGGAGGGGGAUGGACAGCAAUUCAGAAACGCAGGAGUGGAUCAGUGAGUUUCUACAAAACAUGGGCGGAGUACAAAACAGGCUUUGGGAACCCGGAGGACACGUACUGGAUUGGUAAAGAAAUACAUAAUUCAUGA
Saccostrea cuccullata (small rock oyster) is the source of this 570-nucleotide messenger RNA. RefSeq names its product angiopoietin-1-like. The transcript has 3 exons. NCBI's taxonomy places the organism in Eukaryota, Metazoa, Mollusca, Bivalvia, Ostreida, Ostreidae. Bases 10 to 570 code for a protein of 186 amino acids. The record is from RefSeq and is a predicted model, not a curated record.